This is a messenger RNA of Cygnus atratus (black swan), 727 nucleotides long. It is a transcript of the gene STMN3, whose product is annotated as stathmin 3. The coding region runs from base 1 to 543 and encodes 180 amino acids. Gene Ontology annotation, molecular function: tubulin binding. Gene Ontology annotation, biological process: neuron projection development; regulation of microtubule polymerization or depolymerization; microtubule depolymerization. Gene Ontology annotation, cellular component: cytoplasm; neuron projection. NCBI's taxonomy places the organism in Eukaryota, Metazoa, Chordata, Aves, Anseriformes, Anatidae. The record is from RefSeq and is a predicted model, not a curated record. The transcript has 5 exons.
AUGGCCAGCACCGUCUCAGCCUACAAGGAGAAAAUGAAGGAGCUGUCGCUGCUCUCCCUCAUCUGCUCCUGCUUCCACACCCAGCCGCACCCUAACACCAUCUACCAGUAUGGAGAUAUGGAGGUGAAGCAGCUGGACAAGAGGGCAUCAGGUCAGAGCUUUGAGGUGAUCCUGAAGUCGCCUUCAGAUUUAUCUCCCGAGAGCCCCAUCCUUUCCUCCCCCCCCAAGAAGAAGGACCUGUCCCUGGAGGAGCUGCAGAGGAGGCUGGAGGCUGCAGAGGAGAGGAGGAAGACCCAGGAGGCGCAGGUGCUGAAGCAGCUGGCGGAGAAGCGGGAGCACGAGCGGGAGGUGCUGCACAAGGCGCUGGAGGAGAACAACAACUUCAGCCGCCUGGCCGAGGAGAAGCUCAACUACAAGAUGGAGCUGAGCAGGGAGAUCCGCGAGGCGCACCUGGCCGCCUUGAGGGAGCGGCUCCGCGAGAAGGAACUGCACGCAGCCGAAGUUCGCAGGAACAAGGAACAGCGAGAGGAGAUCUCUGGAUAAAGGGCUUUUCUACACAUCUAGCACCUGAUUCCUGUUAACAAACCAACCAACCAACACAUUUUAUUUUGUUUGUCUAGAUGCAGCGUUUGGUUCUCCAUCCCCCCAUCCCCUGGUGUUCGUCCCCCAGCUACACGCUUCUCUAUCUCUGCAUCCUAAAUCGUUGGGUACUUGUGGGGAUUCACAG